CGUCACUGGAGCGCGCCGCGGGUCUGGGCGCGAUGGCGGCGCUGGGCGGGGACGGGUUGCGUCUGCUGUCGGUGUCGCGACCGGAGCGGCAGCCUGAGUCGGCGGCUCUGGGAGGCCCGGGCCCCGGGCUGUGCUGCUGGGUGUCGGUGUUCUCCUGUCUCAGCCUUGCCUGCUCCUACGUGGGCAGCCUCUAUGUCUGGAAGAGCGAGCUGCCCAGGGACCACCCUGCCGUCAUCAAGCGGCGCUUCACCAGUGUCCUGGUGGUGUCCAGUCUCUCGCCCCUCUGCGUGCUACUCUGGAGGGAACUCACAGGCAUCCAGCCAGGCACAUCCCUGCUCACCCUGAUGGGCUUCAGGCUGGAGGGCAUUUUCCCAGCAGCACUGCUGCCCCUGCUGCUGACCAUGAUCCUUUUUCUGGGUCCACUAAUGCAGCUCUCAAUGGAUUGCCCCUGUGACCUGGCAGAUGGGUUAAAGGUUGUCUUAGCCCCUCGCUCCUGGGCCCGCUGCCUCACGGACAUGCGUUGGCUUCGGAACCAAGUGAUCGCGCCCCUGACAGAGGAGCUGGUGUUCCGGGCCUGCAUGCUUCCCAUGUUAGCACCAUGUAUGGGCCUGGGCCCUGCUGUGUUCACCUGCCCACUAUUCUUUGGAGUUGCCCAUUUUCACCACAUUUUUGAGCAGCUUCGAUUCCGUCAGAGCAGUGUGGGGAGCAUCUUCUUGUCUGCAGCGUUCCAGUUCUCCUACACAGCUGUCUUUGGUGCCUACACUGCUUUCCUCUUCAUCCGCACAGGACACCUGAUUGGGCCAGUUCUCUGCCACUCCUUCUGCAAUUACAUGGGUUUUCCUGCUGUGUGUGCAGCUCUGGAGCAUCCACAGAGGCGGCCCCUGCUGGCAGGCUAUGCCCUGGGUGUAGGACUCUUCCUGCUUUUGCUCCAGCCCCUCACGGACCCCAAGCUCUACGGCAGUCUUCCUCUUUGUGUGCUUUUGGAGCAGGCAGGGGACUCAGAGGCCCCCCUGUGCUCCUGACCCACGCUCCUGUACGCCUAUGAACUCUCAUGGGCUCCUCAGCCCCUCCCCGUCAAGGGGUACUGCAGGGGAGGAGCUGGCUGGGGUCCCGAGAUCUCAGGAAUUUUUGUAGGGGAUUGAAGCCAGAGCUAGUUGAAUCCCAGGGACCAAGAGAAAGGAGCAGAUAUCCAAAGGGUGCGGCCCCUCAAAAGGGGGGUGAGGAGCAGGUCCCAGGAGCCGUGCAUUCCCUUCCUCACUGUGGACUGCUGCUUCUCUCAGCUCCUCCGCCCCUGAAAAGCUGCUGUGAGAAUUUACAGAAUCCCUCCCCCUAACUUCCCAGGGUUUUCUCAUUGUCUUUUUGCAUCAGGACUUUGUAUUGGGAUAUUAAAGAGAUUUAACUUGGGUAACAUGGUCUUGGACCUUUGGGAAUUAGUCUAUUUGGGGUCUUGGGAGUGUGCCUGGCAGGGACAGUUCCCUGCAGUAGGGAACAGGAUGGGGGCCUCUGGCUGUCUUGGGUCUCAUAGCUUCUUACUGAGCCAGGCCCCAAGUUCUAGCACAGGUAGACCUGAGAUUGUAGGUACGAGGUGUGGGCCCAGCUCAUUUUGAGACCUGUGACUUGGCCACCAGGGUCAGGAAGUGGGACUCAGGGCCAUGACCUCAGUGAUAGAGCCUGCAGCCUGUUUCCUCUUGAGAGGGCGGAGAGACCACUCUGGGGCCUCCACCAGGAUCUCCCCAAAGUCUACCAGCCUCACAUUACAUAAGAGGAAAUAGAUCCAAAAUGUUAGAAGUAUCAGUUCAGAGUACAUGGAAGUAAAGGCGUUUCUGGUUGUUUCCACCUUGGAACUCUGCCACCAUGCUAUUGGUCUGGUUCCUAAAGGAACCCAGAACAAAGGCUGUAGCCUUGAGAAGCAGCAGCAACCCUGCUGAGCAACACUGUAACUCAAGGUUCUUUCUUAGAACCUGCUAAUGUUCUCUGCUCUUCCUCUUUGAGGCUGGUGGUUGAAGGAAAGGAAACAUGUAGUCACUCCCCAUGGCGCCCUCAGGUUGGCUGUGACUAAACAACAUUCACCUGGAUCUAAAUUGCAUCAUGACAGUCACACACCUACCUUGCCGGAAAGUUCUGUGCAGUAGCUGUUGGAGAGGCAGAGGGGGUGAGCACGGGCCUGUUCAGAGGGUGGCUUUGGGAUUUUGGCAUCCAAAGAGGAGGAAGCCCAGGCCUAUACCAAAGAUUAGGUUGUGGCACCCUGCAAGCAAGAGCACU
Miniopterus natalensis is the source of this 2262-nucleotide messenger RNA. It is a transcript of the gene RCE1, whose product is annotated as Ras converting CAAX endopeptidase 1. Lineage: Eukaryota; Metazoa; Chordata; Mammalia; Chiroptera; Miniopteridae. The record is from RefSeq and is a predicted model, not a curated record. Gene Ontology annotation, biological process: CAAX-box protein processing. Gene Ontology annotation, cellular component: endoplasmic reticulum membrane. Gene Ontology annotation, molecular function: metalloendopeptidase activity.